CUUGAUUGACUGGGUAGCGUGGCUUCGGGGAAGGGCUUCCUCCCCUUUUCUCAGACUAGGAGCCCUGGAAAAUGGAGAAGCUGUGCUAAUAGAGGGGGGCCAGAAAUCCCCACUCUAGAAUGCUGUAGAAUGUUGGGAGACACCCAGGAUGUGAGCCAGGGACUUUCUGGAAGUGUUUGUUCUGGCCCCACCCGACCCCAGGCAGUCCCCAGCUGUCUGCACAGUCGGAUGGGGAGGGGGCUUGCACAGAGUUGGAGCCAGAGGAGAGAGCUGGCUCAUCCCCUACGGUAGGAUGGGGAAACCUCACAGACCACAUUGUCACCCGGCCUCAGCUCUCCGCCCCGGCGCUCAGAGGGUAACUCUCACCCACCUCGUCCGCUUCUCUGAACCAGAGUGACCCAGGCUGCGCUCCGCCCCGCUCUCCUACCCCGAGUUGGCACGGAGGCCCGGCAGCCAUGGCGGUGGAAGGAGGAAUGAAAUGUGUGAAGUUCUUGCUCUACGUCCUCCUGCUGGCCUUUUGCGCCUGUGCAGUGGGACUGAUUGCCGUGGGUGUCGGGGCACAGCUUGUCCUGAGUCAGACCAUAAUCCAGGGGGCUACCCCUGGCUCUCUGUUGCCAGUGGUCAUCAUCGCAGUGGGUGUCUUCCUCUUCCUGGUGGCUUUUGUGGGCUGCUGCGGGGCCUGCAAGGAGAACUAUUGUCUUAUGAUCACGUUUGCCAUCUUUCUGUCUCUUAUCAUGUUGGUGGAGGUGGCCGCAGCCAUUGCUGGCUAUGUGUUUAGAGAUAAGGUGAUGUCAGAGUUUAAUAACAACUUCCGGCAGCAGAUGGAGAAUUACCCGAAAAACAACCACACUGCUUCGAUCCUGGACAGGAUGCAGGCAGAUUUUAAGUGCUGUGGGGCUGCUAACUACACAGAUUGGGAGAAAAUCCCUUCCAUGUCGAAGAACCGAGUCCCCGACUCCUGCUGCGUUAAUGUUACUGUGGGCUGUGGGAUUAAUUUCAACGAGAAGGCGAUCCAUAAGGAGGGCUGUGUGGAGAAGAUUGGGGGCUGGCUGAGGAAAAAUGUGCUGGUGGUAGCUGCAGCAGCCCUUGGAAUUGCUUUUGUCGAGGUUUUGGGAAUUGUCUUUGCCUGCUGCCUCGUGAAGAGUAUCAGAAGUGGCUACGAGGUGAUGUAGGGGUCUGGUCUCCUCAGCCUCCUCAUCUGGGGGAGUGGAAUAGUAUCCUCCAGGUUUUUCAAUUAAACGGAUUAUUUUUUCAGACCGAAAA
This is a messenger RNA of Pan troglodytes (chimpanzee), 1263 nucleotides long. RefSeq names its product CD63 molecule (gene CD63). Gene Ontology annotation, biological process: regulation of vascular endothelial growth factor signaling pathway. Gene Ontology annotation, cellular component: plasma membrane. NCBI's taxonomy places the organism in Eukaryota, Metazoa, Chordata, Mammalia, Primates, Hominidae. The transcript is spliced from 8 exons. The coding region runs from base 456 to 1172 and encodes 238 amino acids. The record is from RefSeq and is a predicted model, not a curated record.